Meleagris gallopavo (turkey) is the source of this 1218-nucleotide messenger RNA. Lineage: Eukaryota; Metazoa; Chordata; Aves; Galliformes; Phasianidae. The record is from RefSeq and is a predicted model, not a curated record.
UGUAGGCUCUGAAAUCUUAUCGUGAUGUGAGAUGGUUUUCAGUAUUUCUUCUUGCUGCAAAAUGUGGCAUUUCUCUACAGCCUUAAGUUAGAUAGAGCCUUCUAGUUGCUGUGACCCAUGUACCAUCUCAUCUCAAAUGGAAUUGGAAGAAGCCUUCCGUUUGUACUGUCAAAACAGAGAGGAAGGGCUGAUCAUUCAUGUUUUCCCAAGUAUUCCAGAGAAACCCGGCAUGCCUUGCCCAGGAGAAGACAAAUCAAUCUACCGACGUGGAGCCAGAAGAUGGAGGAAGCUGUACCGAGUGAAUGGGCAUUUGUUUCAAGCCAAACGUUUUAACAGAUAUUGCAGCACAUACAAAUGUGAUGUACACUUUGGGAACUGGAUACAAAACAGAGAACAGUGAGGUGAGUUAACUGUCUUUUUCAGCAGUACUCUAUGAGAUUUGUACUACUGCCUGGAUGGUUUUUUUCCUUAAUGUUUCUUAUCCGAAAUCUGCAUUUUAAAAGCAGGAAAAGCCCCUUCAAAGUCAUUAUUUUAUCAGUGUCUAUGUGAAAAACAUAGGUUGUUUAUCUGAAUUAGAGCAAGCAUUUGUGUACUGUACUGUUCCUAUGUUAUUUUUGUAAUUUGUAGUAUGAAACAUUCCAUAAAUUUUAUUUAGAUGUGCAUUUGGUACAGAGUUAAAAACACUUAAUUGUGGUUACAUACAUGCCAUCUUAAUAAUCUACUGUUACUAAUAUAAAUAAUGAACUUUUGCAGAAAUUGGGCUAAUGGUGAAUAAACACAUGAUGAAUUGGAAACUGUUAGCAUACUUAUUUGACUUUGCUGCAACCAUUCCUGUAGAAGUUAAAUCUUCUUAAGGCAGAGCAGAAAGUAAAUCCAACUGAAGCUAGUAAUAAAGUUGAUGUGAAUUUCAACUCAUUAUUACCUGUAAAUUUCAGUGUCAUAUUUCACAGUAAUGUAUGCAUUUUUUUUAACUAGAUACCAAAUUUUAACUGAAUUUUCACGAUUGCAGUAUGAAUUUAUGAAUUCUUUCACUUCUCACAGUAACUGUUUAAAACUCCUUCAGUUAAUUCAAGUAAAUGAACACAUUUGAGCAUCUAAGUGAUUAGACUACAAUAUUGGUGAUUAUGAUCUUGAACAUGAUGUGGAAGCCCACUGUUAUUUCUAUGGUUAUAUGCAUUUUGGGCAGGCACGAGGGAUACUUGUGUUACUCUCAGAAUC